AUGAUAACAAUUUGCUUAAAUACUACUAAACCGUCUAAUUUGUCGAAUGUUCGUGUUUCGACCAUGAAAAUCCUAGUAGUUGUUGCCGCUUGUCUCGCUUUAAGCGCUGGCAGCGCUAUUCCUCUGACCCCAGGGGAUAACAUUCACUACAAGGAAGGUGAGAGUCGCUACAUCUGGAUGCCGGAUGGUGACGACGUACCCCAACUGGUUGACCUUCAGGAACCCGCCAACAAAGCCUUGCUCAACUCUAGGAACGGCGCAAAUAACCAAUAUUGGCUCUUCACUAGACAAAACCCAACUUCCCAUCAAGUUUUGGUCAAUGGCAACAUAAAUUCGGUGUGGAAUUCCAAUUAUAGAGCCAAUCGGCCGACUAAAGUCAUCGUUCAUGGCUGGAAUAGCAAUGGAAACUCAAAUAUCAACCCUACUAUAAGAGACGCAUUCCUCGCCGUUGAAGACUGCAACGUAAUCGUUGUAGACUGGCGUGCUCUGGCCAAUUCCAAUUACCUUACCGCAGCGAGCGGUGUACCGAGCGUUGGCCAAUUCCUCGGAAACUUCUUGGUAUGGCUGUUCAACAAUGCUGGUGGCAACUGGAACCAACUGCACUUGGUCGGCUUCAGUUUGGGCGCCCACAUCGUUGGCAAUGCUGGUCGCCAAGCCGGUGGCCGUCCAGUCAGAAUCACGGGUUUGGAUCCCGCCGGUCCUCUGUGGGGUGGUAACAGCAAUGCCCUGAACGCCAAUGCUGGAGGGUACGUGGAAGCGAUCCAUACUGACGGCGGUUUGCUUGGUAUUUUCGACCGCGUUGCCAACGCCGACUUUUACCCCAACGGAGGCAGGAACCCGCAACCUGGCUGCUCCAUAAGCACUUGCUCUCAUAGCCGCGCUUACCAGCUGUUCGCUUCCAGUGUCCGCUUCAACCGCUUCGGUGCGCGUCAGUGCUCUAACCAUCAGCAAGCUCAGAACAACCAGUGCUCAGGAUCAGCGCUUAAUAUGGGCAAUCACGUCCUCUCUAAGCGCGGAAAUGGCAUCUUUGGACUGAAUACUGGCUCAUCGUGGCCGUUCUAAACCAAUAGCAAAAGGAAAAUCAGACGCAUGGACACAGCGCUAAAUUAAAAUUGUGAUAUUAUUUUGUAAUAAAUUUUGUUAAAACAAAGGUUUUUCAAUCGUCUUAUUAUUUUUUCAACAAACUUAUUUUAUACAUACAUAUAUUUAUUACAUUAUUACUUAUGUAUGUUUUAACACUAUUUAUUUUAAGCAUGUUGUUACUUGUACGGUGCAUCUAGAGAAGUCAAUUCUUCAAAUAUUAAAUUAUUUAAUUAAAAUAACUUUUAGUAACUAA
Messenger RNA from Chilo suppressalis (striped riceborer), 1336 nucleotides. Lineage: Eukaryota; Metazoa; Arthropoda; Insecta; Lepidoptera; Crambidae. The record is from the annotation of a GenBank genome assembly.